Coccomyxa subellipsoidea C-169 is the source of this 990-nucleotide messenger RNA. RefSeq lists its product as hypothetical. The record is from RefSeq and is a predicted model, not a curated record. Lineage: Eukaryota; Viridiplantae; Chlorophyta; Trebouxiophyceae; Coccomyxaceae. Bases 1 to 990 code for a protein of 329 amino acids. The transcript has 8 exons.
AUGAUCGUGGCGCUGUUGGGCGUUGUGUUCCUGCACAGUCCCGUGAAUGUCUUGAGCUGUAGUGUGGUCGAGUUUGCCGAGUCCGGUCUUGCCGCGCAUGUGGGAGGCCUGUGGGGCGCCCUGCCGGCACUGUAUGGAUCAAAUGGCAGUAUAUACAUCGACAACGAGAAGUUUCCCUAUAAAUGCACCGAGGACGGAGGUUGGCACGACUUUUUCAAGACAGAGCCCGGUUUCCUGAAGCCGUGGACGCCCGAAGUAGCCAAGACGGAGAGCUGCGCAUACUAUACCUAUGGAGAUAUGGGCCAGGAGUCGAAGGCGAUCGGUAUAUCGCACGUCCAGGCUCGCUUUGAGCCAGGCAUCACCUGGAGGUUCCAGCCUGAUGUACAGAGGGAAGUCGAUGCAGCUUUGGCCGUGCUUGACGGUUACGCAAAGCCCACCAUCGCAUUCCAUGUGCGAGGAGGCGACAAACCAACUGAGGAUGCCAUUGUGGGAAGGAGGACCACUGGACCAACUGACCUUGUGAAUACCUUCAUGGACAACUUUGUCAGCGUCCGGGGAGGGACCUGCGUGCUGAUUGGAGACGACCAGAACGCCAUAGCAGAGAUGGAGAAGCUGGUGUACCAGAACAUAGGGUGCACGGUGGCACACCCCUCCAAAUAUUACCGCCCCCAAGGCCACCACCAGGCCACCUUCAACAGCUUGCCAUUGCAGGACCGGUGCAGGGAGUCGAUCCAGCUGCUGAAGGAUCUGGAGAUGAUGGCGCAUGCGGACUACUUUGUGGGGUCGUCCACCAGCGGCAUCCCCCACAUCAUCGCCACUCUGCGCAUGACCGUCUACACCAAGUCACAGGUGACGUUUGCUGACGUGGGAUACCACGACAUGGGGGCGCGCAUCCGGCGGCACUUUGGGAUCGGCGGCUUUGAGAACGUCACCAUUGACGGUGUAGGCAAGGCCGCCCAGCGGAAACACAGGCAGCGGUGGUCUCCUUAA